Messenger RNA from Trematosphaeria pertusa, 1952 nucleotides. RefSeq lists its product as uncharacterized. Lineage: Eukaryota; Fungi; Ascomycota; Dothideomycetes; Pleosporales; Trematosphaeriaceae. The transcript has a single exon. Bases 386 to 1744 code for a protein of 452 amino acids. The record is from RefSeq and is a predicted model, not a curated record.
CAACUACGUCGCCCAGUAGUGCCCUUCAUGCGCAGGCUCACCACCAUGCAUACCGAGGACGAUCUAGCGUUGAGGCGAUUCGAGCCACGUCACCGGCCUUCAUGCACGGUGGAUCCUUCGCAAAUGCGCCUCGUCCGAAUUUGGGGGCCUAGAGCGCGAAAAGCCGCGCGACGUGGGACGAGGAUCGAGGACCUUUUUGGGCGCCUCGCAAGGCUCAAUUAAGGCUCUUUAUCCUCGAAAAUGCGUCAGUUAUGGCGUUCCUAUAACCUGAACGAACCUAGGCUUGUAUCGCCUACGCCGCUUCUCUGCGCCGGCAGCCAGCUGCAUCUCACCUACUCAACGCAUCUUCUCGCGCAUAGUCGCUGCCCAUGAGCUUCAUUCCACCAUGACCUCGGAGACUUCCAACGCCCUGAAUGCUAUUGGUACCUUGAUUGGUUACAUCGGCACCGAAGUAGCGACAGAUGACUUCUUCGACCGGCUGCUUUGGCCCCGGCGCUCGUACAAUGGAUUCUCCUGGGGGCAUAUUCCAAAGGUUGCUCUGCUGAUGCCCAUGGGUGGACCACUCCAUAAGGCGGCACUGUCCACCUUGGAUGACUUUUACAAGCACGGCCUGUACGAACGACACCAGCAAGGACAUAUGCUCGGUACGUCUUUCUUCCGCGACACGAAGCUGAGAUACAGGGUCUAUGGGGACGAGGCAGGGUACGAAAAUGAGUACGUCCGCAACGGACUCUGGGUCAGGGCCAUUAUCAAAAUGCCCUUUCCAGUGUCGACUCGGAAGCAGGGCGGAGAAGAGUGCGGCGAAAUAUCAAAAGUGGUGCCCAAGGUUCGACAAAAGAUAUGCGUAGGCCACCUGGAGUUGAUGGAGCUUCCAGUCAAGGAGAAGGUCUCCAUGACAAGCACGGUUUUCGAUGACGCGGGCCGUCCUACACUACGAACAUAUCUUGCAUUGCUCACUACUGAGCUCUCGGCUAUUGUGGUCUCCAUCACUGUCGCAGUGGCUUGGAGGUCCGCCUUUGCUUGCUUAUGGUUGCUUCCACUGGCGUUAAAGUUUAUCAGUGCUCUGCUUGCACUGAAUCGAGAGAAACUAAAGGUUCCUUCUCCACUGCCAGCAGCAUCGCCGCCAUCAGCAAAGCCAGUACCGCAAGGCAAGCCCAGCCUAUUCGGAGUCAGGAAUCCUGCUGGCGGCUUCGUACUCGUCGACGCCGACGAAUCAAUAGCCCUUCAGUUCUUCCGCCAUCACGGCCACCCCGCUAGAUCGAAGAACCGCGAAAUCAUUCAAAUCGCCAUAGUGGUAGCGUUUACCCUCGUCUUCCCGAUCGGCCUUAUUUGCUCGACUUUGUGGAUGGGAGAUGCUUUGCAGAAGAUGUGGGUUGGGUACCAGUUAUACGCAACCCUCGCCAUGUAUGUAUAUCGGUACUCAGGGGGGCAUCUUUGGUGCACAACGGAAGAACAGAUUGGCGAGGCCUUUGCAAGGUCAGAGAAUGGAAAUCAGGAGGGAUCCAGUCUUGUAAUGUUCAAAGCGGACGAUGGCAGUGCAAUAGCUGCAAAGCUGGAACGGACCUGCCAUUCGCGAUACGGGGAGGCGGUGGAGUACGUGGAGAAUUUCAUCCAGAAAUGGCAACAGAGGAAUUUUCCAGCGAGUUUUCCUCCAGAAACCGGAGUCUGUUCCGGUAAGGAGAGUAGAAGUAGCUCUUCUGGAAGCGACUUCAUAGAGAGACGGAGGACAGAUGACUGGUCAUGAAACCAGUUGCUAUUUAUUCAAUUCAACGGAAACGAAAGUACCACCCGAAGGCGACUCGGAUCCCUAGUAAGAAGGUUCCGUGAGCAUAAAUGAGGCGUAUAAACCAUUGCCAUCACACUCGCACGCAUGGUUCGGCAAGACCAAGGAGUUGAUUGAUUAUUUCGAUAGAGACCCCUGGUUUACCUCUCUUUGGGAAUUAUCAAGAAAC